Messenger RNA from Ctenopharyngodon idella (grass carp), 2465 nucleotides. RefSeq lists its product as uncharacterized. NCBI's taxonomy places the organism in Eukaryota, Metazoa, Chordata, Actinopteri, Cypriniformes, Xenocyprididae. Gene Ontology annotation, molecular function: oxidoreductase activity. The record is from RefSeq and is a predicted model, not a curated record. The coding region runs from base 154 to 1023 and encodes 289 amino acids. The transcript is spliced from 7 exons.
ACACACAUUUUACGACUGUCCCUAAGAACACCACAACAGUGAGCACAAGAAAAGUUUUCCAAAUAUUCACUUUAUUCGGGCUAUCGGACAGUUUAAAGACCUGGCUCAGAUGCCCUGUGGGGAGCAAUAGUUGUCAAUCAUUUAUCUCAUGAGAUGAAACAAGAAGGGAGCAUGGCUGCAGCGUUACUGUCGGAGACGGAGAUCAGGCACCGGUCUAUGGCAGAGGAGGAUCCGAACGGGAAUGAACAUGGGGCGGCUGCGCGCAGCGCCUUGCCUCGCUGGGGACCGCAGCAUGCCGGGGCCCGGCAGCUCGCUAAGCUUUACUCUCCGGGAAAGCGGCUGCAGGAGUGGAUCUCUGUGAUUCUGUGCCUCUCACUCUUCAUUGUAAACCUCUCCUUCCUCCUCCUCAACUUCUCCACAGUGCACAUCUACAAAAUCAUCUUUGGCAUCGUGACUGGUAUUGUGACAGCAGACUUUGCAUCUGGGAUGGUACAUUGGGGAGCUGAUACAUGGGGUUCGGUGGACAUCCCAAUAAUUGGAAAGGCAUUUAUUCGCCCGUUCCGGGAGCACCACAUUGAUCCGACGGCUAUCACACGGCAUGACUUCAUAGAGACUAAUGGAGACAACUGCAUGAUCACCAUCCUGCCUCUGGCCCACAUGGCCUAUAAAUUCCUCUCUUACCCACCAGAUGCCCUUGCAGAGUCCUACCCCUGGGAAUGUUUUGUUUUUGCGUUGGCAGUCUUUGUAACCAUGACUAAUCAGAUCCACAAGUGGUCCCACUCCUACUUUGGCCUGCCACGCUGGGUCACACUACUGCAGGACUGCCACCUAGUGCUGCCACGGAAGCACCACCGGAUCCAUCAUGUGUCGCCACAUGAGACGUACUACUGCAUCACUACAGGGUGGUUGAACUACCCGCUGGACAGAGUGGGUUUUUGGCGGACAAUGGAGUGGUUGAUCGAGAGAUUGACGGGUCAGAAGCCACGCAGUGAUGACAUGGCCUGGGCCAAGAAAACCGAGUGACCAGGAUAACAGGACUGUACCCCUCCCCUGUUGAGGGGAAGCAGAAACCGAAUAUGGGCCUUACCUCUAUACCCCAGAAACACUCUCCCAUUAUGUUGCUGUGUCCCUCCAUCUCCCCUAAACCUUUUUCUCCACAGCACAGUAUCACAGAUCCCUCUUUAUGUGGAGGCCUUUUCCUGUCACUGAGGUCUGCUACACACAAGCCAUCACCUGUUCUGUUUUGUAGAUGUCCACACAAAGAAAUAGUAGAAAGACAAGAAGAAGUUCAAAACGGUGACUGUUGAGAAAAUGAUGAGAGACACUGUUCCUCUCACAAUCCUUUGCUUCAUCUCCAUGUGCAGACAGGCACCACUGCUUUCUCGUUUCGGUGUGUAAAAUGUAUGUUUUCUGGAGGUUGGGCUCUCCAGAGGACCGAAACCAUGUUGUGAUUUCCCCAGCAUGGUUUUCAUAGCAGUGCAUGCCAUGGAGUGAGAGAAGCAAUUAAAUGUGGAUUUGAUUUUGGAAACGGCGAGAAGAUUAAUCGCAGUCGCAAACACUUUUUCCAGAUUCACAAAAGCAUCACAUAGGCGUUAAAACCCUCCCUUAGUUUGGAUCGAGGGACGCACAGAGGAUGCAUUUCUCAAAACGCAGGGAAAGGGUUUUGUUGGCCAACCAGCGUGGUCAGUGCUCAGUUGACCCAACUGAAUGUUUUCCCUGAAUGUUUCUUACUAAGCUCGUGUUGGCCUUAAGUACAAACCCAUUACACUUAUUUCUAAUCAGCUUACCAGGGCUUAGCGGUGAUGAACAUUGAUUGCGUCUCUGGUGUGUUAGCGUGACGUUAUUGAUAUUUGUAGUAUUAGCAGUCUAGCUAGUGAUGUCCUCCUGCUGUAUCCUGUAGUACAACAGUUUAGCAAAGGUUGUACUAGCAAAAGGUCACUUUAGAAAAGGUCAAUUUGAAUUUGAGUUUUAAGUUACCAAGUUUUGUUUUGUUUUUUUCUUAUGGAAUGAUAUUUGCACUUUUGACCAAUGAUACUUUUUCAUGCAAAACUGAUGUGGAAAACAGCCAAAUACACUCCCUGUUUUCUCUCUCACAUACACUUUUACACAUGCAGACUUACAGAUCAUGAACCCAAAAAAAAAAGAAAACGCGCUUACAUGAACUUCCUCUGUAUUUAUCUCUCUCCAUUUGUGCUGAACUGAUAAAUGGAGAGAAUGAGAGUUUUUAUAGUGUGUUUCAGUUUGGAUUGUCUCACAUUCUAGUACAAUAUCUGCAGCGCCACAAUUUGGGUUUAAUUGUCUGGCUUUUUGAUUUUUUUUUUUCAUUAUACUACAGUAUAACAUUCAGCCUUGUAUUUGUUUUUACUUUACAUCUUGCAGCUAAUGCUCGCUGCUAGUCUGCCUUAAACCAAUGUUUUUAUUAGCUGUAUGAUUUAAAUAUCAAAUAAAUAACAUUUGAUUAUUCA